This is a messenger RNA of Eimeria tenella, 950 nucleotides long. RefSeq lists its product as uncharacterized. The record is from RefSeq and is a predicted model, not a curated record. Gene Ontology annotation, cellular component: nucleus; cytoplasm. The annotation marks the transcript as partial. Lineage: Eukaryota; Apicomplexa; Conoidasida; Eucoccidiorida; Eimeriidae. Gene Ontology annotation, molecular function: mRNA binding. The transcript has 2 exons. Gene Ontology annotation, biological process: regulation of gene expression.
AUGGAAACGUUCAAGAGGAGGCCCGAGGGCUCGCCGGGUGCGCUGGGGGCCCCCGGGGUGGCUGGGGGCAGCAGCAACGGGUACGUGGGCGGGCCGGUGAGCAGCAACAGCAGCAGCAGCAGCUACGGGCCCCCGAAGCGCGCGCGGGUGUCGGGCGCAGCAGCGGGAAGCGGGGAAGAAGCUGCUGCUGCUGAGGGGGGCCCCCCAGUGCUGCCAGUUUGUCUUCUUGUCUCCGACAACAUCGCGGGGGCCCUCAUUGGCAAGGGAGGCAGCACAGUUCGUGAGUUCGAGAGGACCACUGGUGCACGGAUUUUCGUGCAGCGGAACUCGCUGGGGGCCCCCGAGCUGGCAGCAGCGAAGCAGGCGGUGCAGGAGACGCUGGGGGCCCUCGGGGGGCCCCUGGGGGGCCCCCCCCAGGCGCUGGACGUGGCGAAGAUCGUCGCGAUUGGGGGCCCCCAGCAGCAGCAGGUGCAGCAGGCGCUGCAGCAAGUGCUGGGCCUCAUCAGCAGCCACCCCACGCAUGCAGGCAAAGCUGCUGCUGCGCUGCUGCUGGUGCCGCAGCGCAGCGUGGGGGGCCUCGUGGGGCAGCGGGGAAAGACUAUAGAAGAGUUAAGUUUGAAGUCCAGUACCCAAAUAAGAAUAGUGCCUGGAGUUGCUGCAGCAAACGGGGACAGGGCCCUCUGCAUCGCAGCGCAGCAGCAGCAGCACCUUGCUGCUGCCAUUCAGCUCCUGCUGCAGCAGCUGCAGCACCUCCUUGCGGCCCGCAGGAUAGGGCCCCACGACUUCGAGUUCCUCAUCGCCCUGGCCUCAUCUGCGCAGCCCCGGGGCCCCCGGGGGCCCCGCGCCCUGGGCCCCCUGGGCCCCCUGGGGGCCCCCCUCCCGGCGGUGGUGCCCCUGGGGGCCCCCUCCCCCGGGGGGGCCCCCCCGGGCUUCUUCCCGUCCGCGGGCGC